Molecule: messenger RNA, 1596 nt
Organism: Nematostella vectensis (starlet sea anemone)
Lineage: Eukaryota; Metazoa; Cnidaria; Anthozoa; Actiniaria; Edwardsiidae
Product: transformer-2 protein homolog alpha
Exons: 10
Coding region: 112-996 (294 amino acids)
Biological process (GO): positive regulation of mRNA splicing, via spliceosome
Cellular component (GO): spliceosomal complex
Molecular function (GO): RNA binding
Source: RefSeq, a predicted model, not a curated record
UAUUCACUCUAAAAGCAUUCUGGGAUAGCAUCGGCGCUUGUCUUCCCUUUCUAAAGCUGUGUUCUCUCAGAACGUGCCAAAAAUCGCCAGCGUGUUAUAUUUUAAGCUAAAAUGAGCGAAAAUAACUACAGAGGAAGCUCUGAGGAGAAGGAGGAGAGCCCUAGACAGUCUGCAUCAAGGUCACGCUCCAAGUCGCCCUCCCACUCCAGAUCCUCAGCCCACUCAUCAAAAUCCAAGUCCAGGUCUCGUUCCCAUAGCUAUUCGCGAUCCAGAUCUCACAGCCCAGUGCGCAGACCAAGGUCUUCUAGCAGGAGAAACAAGUCACACUCGAGGUCUCGCUCGCCAAACCCAUACUACAAGGGCAGAAGGUCUCGCUCACCAAGUCCCUACAACAGAGGACGAAGGGGGAGAGAUUCAUCUCACUCGCCACUCUCUAACAGAAAAAGACACCAAGGAAAUAGGGAAUCACAGUCACAGCCAAGGGCCAACCGAAUGUCCUUGGUGUCGUCAGAGAGGGACAACCCUUCACCCAGUAGGUGUCUGGGGGUGUUUGGACUAAGUCUCUACACCACUGAGAGAGAUUUGCGACCAGUAUUUGAAAAAUAUGGGCCAGUAGAAGCCAUUCAAAUUGUCUAUGACCACCAGACUGGUCGCUCGCGUGGAUUUGGAUUUGUGUACUAUGAAGAUACCAAAGAUGCAGAAGUUGCCAAAGAGCGAACCACAGGAAUUGAACUGGAUGGAAGGCGCAUCCGAGUUGACUACUCUGUUACUAAACGAGCACAUACCCCCACUCCUGGAGUGUAUAUGGGCAAAGCAUCGCAACAUCGCGAUAGUGGCCGUCGUGGAGGGGGGAGACGCUAUGAUGACUAUGAUGACCGCCGGGACUAUGACUAUCGUGGUGGACGGGAUAGGGACUAUUACAGAGAUGACUACUAUCGGGGCAGUAGCAGUUACUACAGAUCACGAUCACGAUCUUACUCCCCACGUCGUUACUAGUGAGCAGUGCGUCACCCACACCAUCAUAGUAUAAUCUGAAUUGGUGAGCACAGUUUCAUCGACUCCAUAGUUUGCGACGUCACAUUGGCUGGACCCACGAUACACUAGAUGAUGCAAUAGUGUAAGACUUGUAGAUCAGCCUGAUAAUUUCACCUGCACUAUAUAUAACCAUGAACGGUUUGUUUAUCUGAUCCAGUAGUUAUGACAUUGUCGCCUCCCAUGGAGCAGCAAGUGUAUGGUUUUUGAUGGUAUUGUUUUUGAUUUUAAGCAAAUGCAGUGUUUUACAGAUUUAGAUCAACAGUUUUAGUACAACAGGAUGAAGUAUCAACACCAUAGCGGAUGUAAAUCAAAAUACUUUCCACACUCUUCUAGUGUUGUGAGUCAUACAUUUUAUGAUCCUUGACCAAGCUUUUAGCAAUGACUUGUUUUGCGCUUCUCCCGCACCCGUACGUAUAUUAUCAGUAAUAGAACAUUCAGAGUUCUAGUGACAGGCUGUCAGUUGAGUUGAUUAGCUUUGUAUAAUAGUCAAGCUAGUUUUAACGAAGUUCAUUUUUGCAGACAGGUUACCACAAGUAAGAAAAUAAAGUGAAGAAACUCGAA